Vombatus ursinus (common wombat) is the source of this 2728-nucleotide messenger RNA. RefSeq names its product protein FAM110A-like. Lineage: Eukaryota; Metazoa; Chordata; Mammalia; Diprotodontia; Vombatidae. The transcript is spliced from 2 exons. The record is from RefSeq and is a predicted model, not a curated record. Bases 522 to 1550 code for a protein of 342 amino acids.
CUUCCCCAUGCCUGGGUCAUGGCUGAUGGCAGGCUCUUGCAGCUAGUUACCAGGGGCCCUCAGCUCCUCCCUCAGCAUUCUGGGCUCCGUGGCAAGGCUGUGUGUGUAGAGCAGGGGCUCCCUCCCAUUCCCUGGUCCCUUCUCAGGUAACACCUGGGCCAAGGCAGCUCAGCUUCCCUGUGGAUGGCAGCAGGAAGUUGUGGGUUACCUGAGCUCCAGGGGAGCCAGCUCCGAGCAGGGCAGAGCAGAGAGGGGCAGGCAGCUGGAGAGAGUACGGACAGGUACGUGGCUGACUUCAGACCUGGAAUGCCUGGGACUCCUUGGGGGUGUGGAAUCUUGAGGUACAGUGGACUGAACGGUACUCUCGCAGACUCAGGAGCCUAAGACGCCCAGCUGUUGCUGUCUCUACUACCCCUUCCAGUGACCAGCCCAGGGUAUGUGAUUUCUUCCCUAUUUCUGCUUGAACUCAGUUUCAGCUUCCACAGGUACCUGGAGUGCUUUAGUAGCAAAAGCUGACAGUUAUGCCUGUGGAGACCCUGUCCACAGCGGGCAGCCUGAAGGAAGUAGCACCUGGGGCACCCUGUGCCUCUAGCAUGCCCUUCCGCAUCCUUACCAAGGGGCCCAGCUACUUCCGACGCCAGGGUGAAGGCAAUGUCCGGAAACCGAGUGCUGUGGAGAGACUGGAGGCAGACAAGGCGAAAUAUGUGAAGAGCUUGCGGGUGGCCAGCACCCGCCAGGAGCCUAUAAAGCCUCUACUCUUGAAGCAACCCCUCUUCAGCCCUGGGGUUCGUAGAGCAAUGUUGACACCCAAUCGUCGGAUCCCAGGUGCGGGCAGCCGCCGGGCAGAGGCUUGUGGGGCCCGGGCCUCCCUCAACAUGGAUGUCCUCAGCAAUCUCAUUAACUUGUGUGACAGCCCUGCACCCCUGCCUGAUGGCCCUCCUCCAGAACGCAAGUGGAAGGCAGGGCCCUCACCUGGCCUGGGUCGGAUGUCCCUGGGAGAUGGGAAGCGAAUGAGCCCUGCCACUGAAGGUUCCCUUUCUACUCCUCUUCGACCCCCCAGCAUAGCAGCAGUGCGCAGGGUGGAUGUCCGGCCCACCAGGGAGCCCCAAAUCAGGGCCAUGCCCAGCUCACCUGCCAGCCCUUGCUCUAACCUGGGCACCUCACCAGGUCCCAGUCCCCAAGAGGGUCCUCGACGUCUUACCCACCUGCACCGCUCCAAGUCAGACCUGAGUGACCGCUUCUCCAGGGCCACAGCUGACCUCGAACGCUUCUUUAACUACUGUGGCCUGGACCCAGAGGAAGCCCGUGGCCUGGGUGUGGAGCACUUUGCCAGGGCCAGCUCGGACAUAGUCUCGGUUAAAUUCCACAGUGUCAGCACCAGCAGCUCAGAGGGCACUCGCUCCCAGCGCAGUGAGGCCACUGCCGAGGACAGGGCCAGAGAGCGAACCCCUUAUGGUGUCUCUGUCAUUGAGCGAAAUGCCCGUGUCAUUAAGUGGUUGUAUGGGCUGCGGCAGGCUCGCGAGGCAGCUCAGAGAGGCUCCAACGUUUAAAUGUCCUUGGCUUUGUGCUCCUGAGGAGAAGGGAUGCUCUGGGCCCCCUCCUGGGAGGGACAGAAAGGCGCUGUGGGUAUCACUGUGGAUACCCACAGUGGGGAGAGGCACUCCCUCUCUAUCACCCCCUGGCUCCAGGGUUAUCAUUGGACAUUUUGAUGGAGAUCCAGUUCAUCUUGGUGGACCAGGAACCUCAGAAGAUAUUUCUUGCAUGUUGAGUUCCAUGAGACCAAUAUCUUCAGCAGAGAUGUGGCCUCCUUAGACCCUUUUCAGUAGACUUUAUGGGAAGCAGACACUUUGACAAAUGCAGAAAGUGGUGGUGGUGGUGGCGGUGUGGGAUUUCCCUCCUUGCAGGGAGAUGGAAGAGGAAGCCAGUAGUGGUUCUGGGGGCAAAGAGAGGAACCAAGCUGUGGAAUCCCAGGCCAAUGUGAAGUCCUGUCAAGCUUAUUCUUUUUAUAGAUGAUAGAAAGUUUGAAUGAGGGAAGGGAAGAAGCCGGAGGAUGUGUGUGUGUUGUGAAAGCCUCUUAAGAGGUGAGACCCCCUCCCCCUCACCCCACCCCAACUUGUCCCAGAUCCUCCCAGGGUAUUACAAGCAUAAACUGCUGGGUUGAUGCUUUGCUUGGCAACUGCUCAUGAGAGGGUAGGAAUUAGGGCAGCCAGCCCUCCCAGCAUGGAGUGUAUCUGGAGCUUGGGGCACCAGGAUGUCCACCAGCUUGGCAUCAGAAGGACAUGGUGCUGAGGCUGGAUAUGACCAGUUUUCCCUGUUCUCUCCUGAUAGCCUCAUUUCUCAUCUCCUCCACCCCUAGUUAGGGCUUAGGGAGCAUAGCUAGUAUGUUCUAGGGUGCCUGUUCUGGUGUCCCCAGCAUCUUUCCUUGAAGCCACAGAGAGAGAAAAGGUGUGUUGUGUGUGUGUGUGUGUGUGUGUGUGUGUGUGUGUAGUGUAGUGGCAGGAUGGGGUGGGGGGUGCUUUGGGAGGGAAAUAAUUCAUAGACACUCACUACCUUGUUUCUGCUGGGCAGAUUCCCCAAGAAAUUGGACUCUGGAACCCUGGGGACCCAAUUUCACCAUGCUAUUAGUUGGACUCCUGUUGUUCUUUUUUGAAGUUUGCUCUUUGUUAAUAAACCUAAGUGGUUUUGCUCUGGAUAAAGAUAUCACAUUCUGAAAAUGCUGUUAUUGGUU